Molecule: messenger RNA, 2650 nt
Organism: Mirounga angustirostris (Northern elephant seal)
Lineage: Eukaryota; Metazoa; Chordata; Mammalia; Carnivora; Phocidae
Gene: CUNH9orf152
Product: chromosome unknown C9orf152 homolog
Exons: 2
Coding region: 743-1462 (239 amino acids)
Source: RefSeq, a predicted model, not a curated record
GGUGCGCUUUUCCAAGGCAAACCAAACGGACGGGUUUGCUGAUGAGAUUCCAGGUUUCAGUCCAAGAGGUGCGAGCUGAGCAGGCACCUGGCACAGCCCAGCAUUGGCUCUGGCUCUGCCCGGAAACAGGAAAUCUGGGAAUUAGACUCUAAACAUUGGGAUUGAGCAGUGAAGGACCUGGAGCCCAGGGCCUCCUGGGCACCCAGAAGGACUCCGAGCAGCUGUGCUUGCCUUGCUCUUUCUCCCCUACUCCUCCCUCACCCCAUGCCCCUCAGUCCCUCCCUCCAGGUCCCUCCUUCCCCCUGCCUACACCUGCCCUGAUCUCCUCCCUCCUCUCUCAUCCUGUUAGCCCCCUUUGCCCUACCACCUUCCUCCUCUGUUCCUUCCUUCCCUCUUGGGGACUCCUUUUGUCCUGCUCCCCAAUCUUCCUCCUCCCUCUGACUCUUCCUGCUCCUCCCCGCUUCCCCUCUCCUGCCUUUCCCCUCCUCAUUCAUGACUCCCCACCUCGUUUUCCCCUCACCUGUCUUCCUCCCCCUGCCAUAGCUUCACUCCUUCCCCUACUUUCCACUUAGCCCUGCCUUCCCCUCCACCUUCCUUCACUCCCCUUACCUUUUCCUCCCCCUCAUUUUCCCCUUACCUUUCCACCUGCCCCCCUCACUCCCCCCUCCCCCCUCCCCCCGCAGCUCCUUCUCGCCCCUCCCACGCCCCCGCCCAUCACUGUUUGCUUUUCUCCCGGAUCCUGAUGAAGGGCUUGCCCUGCCCCUGCCCUGCCGGGCCGCAUUUCCUGCAGCUGGGGUCUUGCUUCAUGGCUGAGGGCUUCGGGACGCAGACCCCGGGGAAAGAGCCCCCGCUCAGCAUCCAGGUCCUGCGAGCCCAGUACGCAGGCUUGCGAAGGCAGCAGAUGGCCCAGGCCCACCUGGUGGUGCUCCCGAAAGGAGGGUACACGCCUGUUCCUGCUGAGUCCAUGGUCAGUCCUGUUUGGAUUAACAAGGAGAGAAGGCAUUCGCUGUCCCUGGAGGAGGCAGAUCCGGAGGCAGAGGGGAUGCUGGAGGAGGCUGACGGAGGCUGUCUCCAGGCCCCUGAGUCUCCAUGGCACACACACCUAGAGAUGUACCGCUGUAUCCAAACCUUCCACCAGGAAGCCAGUCUUCCAGUAAAACACAAGGACAAGCUCACGGGGUCUGAGCAAAGGCUCCCUCAGGAAGGAGACCCAGGCUUGUUUGAAAACAAUCAGAUGACUCGGCAAGGGACCACCAUCCUACAAACAGCCCAGCGUGAACGUCCGGUGGGCAAUGCCAAAAUAAACGCAGUGGGAUCUGGCUUAAAUAAGGACAUUCAGCUUCCUCCUUCCAGAAAGAACCCACACUGGUCUGGAAAACCAGCUCACUAUCCAUUUCCCCAGAGGAAGACUCCCCGGAUCUCUCAAACUGCCAGGAACCUGGGAUUGUAUGGCCCAGCCUGAAGUCUUCUCCUCAGCCAAAUAUCUGUUGAAACCAUCAAUGGCCUCAUCAAAGAACCCAGGAGGUGGAGCCACGACUCGGGCCUCUACCUAUGAGCAAGAACGGGACUGACUCAGUUGUAGGGAUUUUGAACUUCAUGGUGGACGCACAGUCUCGUCCUUCAAAAGAGAAGAGAUUGGCUAGGCCAGAUCUCACACGGUCUAGGAUGAAAGAGUGCUGUCUGAUCAAUGUGGCCCGACUGUGCUUGUAUAUAAAGACAUGACGAUGGAGCCCUAGAUGCCCGUUCCUUGGAGAGCUCCAGUAGGACAUCUCCGUCCCUAGAAAUGGGAAGUUUGAAGCAUAACACCGGCACCCUAGCCAAAGGAAUGCCUCAGCAGGGCCCUGGAGCCAAUGGGUGUGGGCAGUCUUGUUCUCAAUGUCUUCUGAUGAUUUCUCACAUGAUCUGGAGAUGAGCUCUGAGAAUUGCCUUUUUCUGGUUACUGUGUCUGGAGGCCAGCUCACUGAGAAGUCACUACAUUCAUUGGUAGUGACCAUACCAUUUCAACUGAGGCUCCCAAAGUAUGGUCACUGUGGGUUUAAAUAAAAAACAAAACCCUACUGUUUUGUGUGUUUAAGGGGUGUUCAGGAAGGGUGGUCAUCUCUUCCCCUUCCCUGAGACUGCACGUUCCAAUGUCAUUACAGGUGUAUUUCCUCCCUCCUUCCCUCUCAUCUCCCCUUCCUUCCUCCUUUCCUCCCUUCCAUCCAUCCAUCCCGUUUGUCUGUUUUCUCACCCUCCCUCCCUUUCUCUCACUCUCUCCUAAUUAAGUUCUUAUUAAACACUGCCGGUCAUUGAAGAUAUAUGGUUAAGAGGAGCCUGAGCAGGAGACAAGGAAAUACUCCUGCUUGGAAAAUAUGUAUCUCCCACAAACUCCUUCCUUUUCAGCCAAAUUUGAAGCAUUCAGAUCCUUCCUGGGAUAUGUUAAACUUAAGACAAAGUGAAGCAGGUGUUACUGCCUGGGUGAUGGGAAGAAAGUAGGUCUUUCCUGGUUAAUGUUUAACCUUUAAAUGAUAUUUAACCACACCGAAGGUGCCUUUCCCUCACAUCAGACAAUCUCUCUGUAGAGUUUCACUUGUAUUUUCCUCUUUUUUCCCCAAUGGUGAUCCAGUUUUGCCCGUCUACACCCAGAGUGGUUAACUAGGUGUGUCAUUAC